AUGACCAAUAGAAUAAACGCCUUUACCGAUGAUGCACUAGGGAAUUUAGAUGCAACUGGCGUUGCAGAAGCCAUUGCUCAAAAGAAAAUAAGUGUUCAGGAAGCUGUUGAGGCCGCUAUUCAACGUGCAGAAAAGGUAAAUCCUAAUCUCGAUGCUAUUAAAGUAAGGGCCUAUGAUGAUGCUAGAAAGAAUGACAAACUAAAUGCCGAAGGUGCGUUUUAUGGCGUUCCUACGUUCAUUAAAGACACAGAUAACGUAAAGGGUCAUCCUACUCAAAUGGGCACGGGUGCGUACACUUCUAAAAAGGCUAAAAGCAAUAGCAAGUUUGUAAACCAGUUUUUAAGCACUGGGGUUAACUGUUUGGGAAAAACCACCUUGCCAGAGUUUGGUUUGCUGUGCAGUACGGAGAAUUCUAAAUGGAACGUGACUAGAAACCCUUGGAAUACAGAGCAUACUGCUGGAGGGUCAUCUUCUGGCUCUGCCGCAUUAGUAGCUAGUGGUGCUGUGCCAAUUGCAUCUGGUAACGAUGGUGCAGGCUCUAUUCGAAUACCAGCGGCUAUUUGUGGUUUGGUUGGCUUAAAACCCACACGAAACAGAAUUUACGGCAUGGAUGGUGCUGAACUAAUGCCAAUAGGUAUUGUUCAUCAAGGCGUAUUAACCAGGUCGGUUAGAGAUACUGCCCUUUUCUUUGCCGAAGCAGAGAAGUAUAACCACAACAAGCGUUUACCCACACUUGGCCACAUUAAGCAUGCAAAUAAGAAACGCUUAAAAAUUGCCAUGCUUGAAAACCGAGCUGAAGGCACAAUGGGAAGACAAGGUGAAGAGACCUGGAGCCUACAAUUAGAAACUGCUAAAAUUUUAGAAAGUCUUGGCCACAAGGUUGAGCUUGUUCCAUUACCGAUAGAUGCUGAUUCUAUGAUUGGCGACUUUCUCAACUACUACGGUUUUUUGGCUUAUAUGUCUAGCCAUUGGGGGAAAAUGGUGUUUCAAGCCAAGGUGGAUAAGUCGCAAUUAGAACCCUUUACAUUGGGAUUAGCUGAACGGUUUAAGGCCAAUAAAUUCAAGCUCCCUAAAAGCAUUAAAGCAAUGCGUAUAAUGGGAGCAAAAUGCAGUGCACUUUUCAAGCAAUACGACAUUGUAAUGACACCAGUUUUAGCACACCGAACACCAAAAGUUGGGCAUUUUUCUCCAGAACUUAGUUAUGAUGAUGUUUGUAAAAACGCAGUAGAAUUCGCCACAUAUACCGGACUGUACAACAUAACGGGAGAACCAGCCAUUUCAUUACCAAUGGGCCAAGAUUCUAGCGGAAUGCCAUUAGGUGUUCAGUUUGCUGCUCCGUAUGGAGAAGACCAGCGAUUAAUUGAAUUAGCCUACGAGCUUGAAGAAGCUAAGGGCUGGGCUACCAUAUCGUAG
Messenger RNA from Sycon ciliatum, 1413 nucleotides. Its product is annotated as putative amidase AmiC. The transcript has a single exon. The record is from RefSeq and is a predicted model, not a curated record. NCBI's taxonomy places the organism in Eukaryota, Metazoa, Porifera, Calcarea, Leucosolenida, Sycettidae. Gene Ontology annotation, molecular function: catalytic activity. The coding region runs from base 1 to 1413 and encodes 470 amino acids.